UUUUGUGUUAGGGCUCUUACCUUUUAAACGUGCAUCCCAAAUAGUAUUUUCUAUUGCAGCUCUGCUGCGCUGCUAGCAUUUGAUGCUUACUUCCGGGAACUAUUCGGAAAGACGCUCCAUGAUCCGCCAUUGCUGUGAAAAACUGGUUCAUUGGAGUGAACGGAGAUGACGUGACUCUCUCCUUGAAGGGCUCUGGCGCCGGCGAAAGUCGGGCACAAUUUCUAACCAGCAUGCCUUAUUCCAGCAUUGAUCACGUGAAGUCAAACGCAUCUACUGUUCGACGACCGAAAACGUCCUGUCAGUCGCAUGUAACGUUAGUAAAUCUGUGGGGUAGAGGCACAACAAGCAGGCACUCUGUGGAUAUUUAGUAGCCUUUUAUUUCAUUAGCAGUGAAUUCAGGACUGUGCCAGAAUUUGGAUGGAGUCGGCACACAAGUUUUCAUUGUCUUGUGUAGUUGCAGCAAGAGACCUCAGGGUUCAGGAUUCAGGCCAUCCUGUACAUCAGCAAGAGAAAAAUGGUCAAGUAUUUCUGCAAUAACAUUGACAUCAGGAGUACUUGGGACCAUGUUGUCUCGGCAUUUUGGCAGAGGUACCCUAACCCAUUCAGCACCCAUGUUCUCACAGAGGACGUUGUGUACCGGGAGGUGACUGCGGACCAUCGACUUCUCUCCAGACGCCUCCUGAAGAAAACCAAUCGAAUGCCUCGCUGGGCAGAGCGGCUCUUCCCCGCCGGCAUGUCUCGCUGUGUGUACAUCGUUGAGGACUCUAUUGUAGACCCUGUCAACAGGAGCCUGACCACCUACACCUGGAACCUCAACCACACAACUCUCAUGUCGGUUGAGGAGCGUUGUGUUUUUCAAGACUCUGUGGAGCAGCCAGCCACCACCCAGCUGAAACGGGAAGCGUGGAUAUCCUCAAGUGUUUAUGGAUUCUCCAGACCUAUUCAGGAGUUUGGAUUGGCCCGCUUCAAGAGCAACCAGGUGAAGGCCAUGAAAGGGCUGGAAUACGCACUGUCUAACCUACAGGGAGAGACGCCCCAGCGGUUGCUCAGGGACACAGUGAAGGAUGCUUCAGAGAAGGCUAAGGAGGCAGCCAAGAGCCUGGCUUCAGCUGCUGCUGUCCCACAGAAACCCCAGCAGUACGUCUGACAGGACAGUGUGUGAAGGACUGUUGCAGGUGACAUGAACUCAACACAAUGCCUUUUUGAUCAUCUUGACUUGACUGAUAUUUUCUGGGAUGUCGCUGAUUGCUGUUUUUUCUCUUAACGCUGCAAUCUGUGUUUUCGUCGGAUUACCUCUGUUCACUACGCCCAAUCUUUUUCUUUCUCUAUUCUCAACUUUCCGUCUUCUCUGUCCGCUUUCAUUAAACCUCAGGUGCUGAGCCUAUUUGUGAAACAAGUUGCCUUUGUGGAAACUUUCAGAUUUUGACCAGCAGCACCCUUUAAUGCUGAAACUACAUCAGGUGUAAAUGCACAUUUUCGUGUCUUGCAAUAUAUUUAAUGUAUCAAAUUUGUUUUAGUAUGCUUAUUUGCUUUCAAUAUUAUGGUAAAACUUGGUAUGGCAUUUUCAAAUGUUAUAAAAUACUAUGCUUUAGGAUUUGGUAACAUAAUACUGUGACUGAAGUUUUAAUUUCACCUAAGGAUGGACAAGGAUUAUAAUUUAAAGGCUUUGUUUCUUUGUUUCAAAUGACCCUAUUUUUCCCAUGUUCUUGUGUCUAGAUGACUAAUUAGGCCAGUAUUGAGCGAGCAUGCUGCAGUCUGCAGCAAACGAAACAAGGCUGCAGCAAACACAGGUGUUGCUGGUCCACCACUCCAUCGGUACGUUAGUUUUUUUUGUUCGUGUAAUUGUGUGUCUUUGGUGUUUUAAUUGGUUAAAAACACCAGUGCAAUGUACUACACAAACAAACUAGCCAAUCGAAGCAGCGGUAGAUCAGAGAGGUAAAAUUACUUUUUUUGUCAAGGGAGUCUGGUGGCUUUGACGAGGGCAUUAUAGAGACUUCUACUUGUUAAAUAACGCAGACCUUUCUUUUUAAAAGAAAAUUUCUUUCUAUAAGGAUCCUUUCCACAAUGUUGUCAGACACAAACAAACGGAGACUGUCAGCGGCAAAAGCAAGCACUUUAGUGGAUGUACUUUUGCAACAAGGAUUAUAUUGCAGCCCUGAUUCGCUGCUGCAGUGUGCUCACUCAAUACUGGACCAAUUUCAAAAGAUGACCCAACUAGUCACAUAGACACACAAACAUGGGAAAAUAGGGGUCCAGUAUGCAAAAUACCAAACUUACCCUUUUAAUAGUUCAAUGUGCAUUUAAUUUAAACAGUUGUUGUAUAUUGGUUCCUCAUGAUUUCUUUCUUUCUUGACAUUUCCUGGGUUUGCAUCUGUACGAAACUUCCCACUUUGAAACACAUCAGCACACUGUAUAGGUUACUAGUGUCAGCACAUAAUCUAUUUUGUAAUAUUGCACACAAAUGAAGAUUUUGUAUAAACGCUACUGGUUAGUCACUGCCAGCUCAGCCGGAAUUGAAGUGUCACAAAAUACCAAAGUGACUUGUAUCAAAAAAAGUCGGAUUGACUCAGAUUUACUCUCUAAUGUGAUAAGCCUUUAACAGUAUGACUGUGUCAUUGAGGUGUGUCAAUGAACAUAUUUUAAAGUAUAUAGUUUCAGUCUGCCUGUUGAUAUGGUAGUGAUGAAGAUGACUGGUCAAAAUAUUUCACUGAUUGCAUUCCCUUUUUAGAUAGAAUUGUCUGGAUUUAUUUUGCUGUAAGACUUGAAAUAUAGUUCAAAAUAAUUAAUGUGAUGUAUUUAUGGAGGAUUGUUUAGCAUUAAGCAUUUGUAAUAUGGAGUAUGUAGAUUUAUUUUAGCCAGGUUUAGAUGUUAACAAAAAGUAUGUAAAACAGGAUCCAUUGGACAUUUAAUCAAAGAGUUGAAUGUUUUUUUUUUGCCACAAAACAUGUUUAACCAACCCUGCAAGUUAAAGUCUAGUGUCUGUUGUCAAAUUAAGCUUUAAUAAAAAGUGAUAAUUUAUUGAUUUAA
This is a messenger RNA of Micropterus dolomieu (smallmouth bass), 3027 nucleotides long. Its product is annotated as PRELI domain-containing protein 1, mitochondrial-like. The record is from RefSeq and is a predicted model, not a curated record. The transcript is spliced from 6 exons. Gene Ontology annotation, cellular component: mitochondrial intermembrane space. Lineage: Eukaryota; Metazoa; Chordata; Actinopteri; Centrarchiformes; Centrarchidae. Gene Ontology annotation, biological process: phospholipid transport. Gene Ontology annotation, molecular function: phosphatidic acid transfer activity. The coding region runs from base 515 to 1147 and encodes 210 amino acids.